AUGGCUAUUAUGUCAAAACGUUUAGACGAAGGCACUGAGAUGGAUAUUAUUCGCCUGUUGAAUAUCAACGACGAAGGAAGUUGGUCUAGCGACGGCAAAGAGAUUGUGUGGCAUUUCUGUCAGAUAAUGAUUUGGAAAGAAAUACUGGCAAAGAGAAUGCAAGUGAAAAUCAGAGAAAAGCCCCUGCACAUGACAAAACUCCAAAACGAAGUAACCACGCAUCAUUCAAACAUCAACAACGUCCAAGCAGAUAACAGUUUCCAACAUGGAAAAAAGCCCAUUCGGCAGAAAGUUCAAAACAAUGUUACCACGCACCGUCACAGCAAUAACGUUCAAAAAGCAAAUGGAAUUCAACAAAGAAAACAGUCCAAUUUGCGCUAUUUGUUGCCGUUAGUAGUAUAUGGACCCGAAGGUCCUAAUUCUAUCUACAAUUCGUAUAGAUUUGCUAUCAAUUAUGCUUUGCAACAAAACAGAAGUAUAGUAAAUGUUCCAAUUAAGAUGCCGGACAGGUUACCAGGAUAUAGAUGGUUCAAUGAUACAUUUGAUGCAGAGAUGCUGUCCAGAGUAGUUCCUGUAAAAAACCUGGCAGAUUUCAAAAGAGACUGUGGAAGCGAACUGCCAUUAAAAUCACUCGUGCUUCUGCGACACCGGGUGGUCGAAGACAAUCUUUACUGGCCAAAUAGACGAGAUUUCCUUGAAGAUCUACUCGGUAUCACUCUCCCGAAACAAGAAAAUAAUCACAGUUUCCCUGUAGCGGUUAAGCAAAUUACGGCUUCCGCUGACACCCCUUGUAUACUUGUUACAUUAAUAGAUGCUAGCCGGGUCUAUUCAACGGUUAAAGAUUUUCCUUCAGAUUACCCGAAAAUCGACAAGCAUUUAAUACACACAAAAGAUAUACGACAGUUUGCCAGUAGUCUUGUCAAACAACUAUGUAAUGGAGAACAAUUUGCUGCAUUCCAUUGGAGAAAUAUGGGCGCAGAAAGCUGUGGUAACAUUAAUUUAGAUUCUAUACCAUGCAAAGGAAAGAAGUUAAUAAUGACCAAUAUUCACUAUUUGACUAAUUUGGUGUAUAAGUACCUACAAUCGAAGAAUAUCAAUUGUGUUUAUGUGUCAUCAAAAAAGACGGGAAUGGACAUGGCUGCGGAAUUAAACAAAACUAGAUUAGUAGUUUAUAACAGUAAUUCUCUUAAAGACGGUUUGCUCUCAGUAUCCACUAAACUGAAUGUUACUAUUAAAGAUCCAUACAAAUUGUCUUUGUUGGAGCAAGAGAUAAGUAUAAUGGAAUCAUUUGGACAUAAUGCAAUGGUACAGUCAUCAUGGAUAGUGUUAGUGCCUACACGGAUAACAAUAUUCUGGAUCUCUACUGAACAAGUUUGUAUGUACGCAUUGAUAUCUGCUGCCUUACGACCAUGGAGAGCUGUGAUGAAAGUUAUGUCAACAGCAAAGAAUGGUAGAAAAAUAGAAGUGCAGGAAAGAGUUCCUUUUGCACCCCUACUCUUGACCACAACUCUAACUCUCAUCCCAGCUCCGCAAUCUCCUUUAACUGACUAA
Saccoglossus kowalevskii is the source of this 1551-nucleotide messenger RNA. RefSeq lists its product as uncharacterized. Lineage: Eukaryota; Metazoa; Hemichordata; Enteropneusta; Harrimaniidae. The record is from RefSeq and is a predicted model, not a curated record.